AUGGACCCAAAUACAAGCAUCGUCAAUGCCGACAACAUCUCCAACUCAAAGAUUGUUGUCCAGUUCAAUCCGGUUACUCAACUCCCCAUCAAACUUGUUGUUAGCCAUAACAUUUCAUUGUGGAAGGCACAGGUGUCCGUGAUUAUGCGUGGACACAACCUCUUUGGUCAUCUUGAUGGAUCAGCUUAUAAAAAUGCUAUCUUGGCAACUGUGGAUGCGACCAUUGGCAGUACAGUCGCUUCUGCCACAAAUGCAAAAGUCGCUUGGGACUCCUUGCAUACUGCUUAUGCAAAUAAGUCUCAAACUCGUAUCUUUAGUCUUAGAGACCGUCUAGCCCGCGUUUCCAAAGACUCUCGCUCUGUUGCAGACUAUCUCCAUCAAGUUCGACCUAUUUGUGAUGAACUUGCCACUGCUGGAUCCCCCGUAUCCAAUGAAGAAUUGAUUGUCAAGAUUCUCACAGGCCUUGGAUCUGAAUUUCGAGCACUUUUAGCCGCUAUCUGUGCUCGAGAUUUAAUAAUCCCCCAUGAAGAACGUCUUCAUAUGAAAAGUUUCUUCAUCAUGAGUGUCACACCCCUUUUUUAA
Molecule: messenger RNA, 582 nt
Organism: Capsicum annuum
Lineage: Eukaryota; Viridiplantae; Streptophyta; Magnoliopsida; Solanales; Solanaceae
Exons: 2
Coding region: 1-582 (193 amino acids)
Source: RefSeq, a predicted model, not a curated record